This is a messenger RNA of Ogataea philodendri, 2028 nucleotides long. RefSeq lists its product as uncharacterized. The coding region runs from base 1 to 2028 and encodes 675 amino acids. The record is from RefSeq and is a predicted model, not a curated record. The transcript is spliced from 4 exons. Lineage: Eukaryota; Fungi; Ascomycota; Pichiomycetes; Pichiales; Pichiaceae.
AUGCUGAUCAGAGCCAGGUGCAAAGUGAACGCUGGCAACUGCACGCCUUCCUGUUGCUUGGCAUUGCGGAAUUCUGUCAUGGCGUUCAGAUAUUCGUUCAACCCAGGCAACGCAGCCAACGCCUGUAGGCAACAGUUGGCAAAGCAAUCUGUGGUCAUGUUGAUCAACCCCGUGGUCAAUCUGUCUGGUCUUUUGGAAAACAUGGUGGUUGGGUAUGCUGAAGGAAUUAAAGAUGACUCAGCAACAGCCUCUUCAGAUGGAGCCUCAGUGGCCUCCUCAGCAGGAGCCUCAACAUCCUCAUCGAUGUUCAAUCCAAUAGCAAUCAAAGAGUUGAUUCUCUUGGCGAACGAGGUUGGCUCGUCCAAAGAGAAACCAGAGGUCAGCAAUGCAGUGUCGAACAACAAAGUAGUCAAGUUCUUCACAACCUUGUCUUCUGGACCGCUCUCCUCAACCUUGGCCUUCAAUGCCUUGAUGAUAGGAGACUUUGGAGAAAUCUCAAAGAUCUUCUUGGAUGCCAUACCAUCCGAAUUGACCGGUUCUGAUAGCGGCUGGAGAGUCAACAAGCUUGAACGAAACAACAACCUUCUCGACUUGGUCGCCCAAGACAUCCUUCAAAGUCUUGGUCAAUGGCUCGUACUCUUUGGUGAUCUCCUCUCUCUCCUUCUUCUCCUCCUCAGACUCCUCAAGCUCGAAGUCCUUGGUGAUGUCGACAAGCUUCUUGUCUUCGAACUCCUUCAGUUGGGUCAUGGCGUACUCGUCAAUUGGGUCAACCAAGAACAAAACUUCGAAGUUCUUGGCCUUCAAAGCGUCCAAGAAUGGAGAAUUCUCAACAGCCUUGAUGGACUCACCAGUGAUGUAGUAGAUGUUCUUUUGGUGCUCUGGCAUUCUGGUGACGUAGUCGGACAGAGAAGUCAACUCGUCAGAAGAUUUUGUGGAGUUGAAUCUCAACAGCUUAGCCAAAGCUGGUCUGUUUUGUUGAUCCUCGUGGAUACCCAACUUGAUGUUCUUGGAGAAGGCAGUGUAGAACUUGUCGAAUUGCUCUUGGUCCUCAGCGAUCUCGUUGAAAGUCUCAAUAAGCUUCUUGACAAUGUUCUUUCUGAUAACCUUCAAGAUCUUGUUUUGUUGCAACAUCUCUCUGGACAAGUUCAAUGGCAAGUCCUCAGAGUCAACCACACCUCUGACGAAAGAAAGCCAUUCUGGAAUGAGCUCCUCAGCCUCAUCGGUAAUGAACACUCUUCUGACGUACAACUUGAUGUUGUUCUUCUUCUUCUUGGACUCGAACAAGUCGAAUGGAGCUCUCUUUGGAAUGAACAAGAUAGCCUUGAACUCCAAUUGACCCUCGACAGAGAAGUGCUUAACGGCCAAUGGGUCUUCCCAGUCGUUGGAGAUAGACUUUUGGAUUGGGUAAGAAACGAACUCGGAGUGUCUCUUGACAACCUCCUUGAUUCUCUUCUCCUCGAGGUACUCGGUUUGGUCCUCCUUCAGGAACAAUCUGAUGAUAGAACCUCUGCCGAUCCUCUCGUUUUCCUCGUCGAGGGUAACAGUGAACUUUCCACCAGCGUUGGAUUCCCAGAUGUAUUGCUCGUCGUCAUUGUUCUUGGAGAUCACUUGAACGUGGUCAGCAACCAAGAAAAGGGAGUAGAAACCCACACCGAAUUGACCAAUCAUAGAGACAUCUGCACCGGCAGAGAGAGCCUCCAUGAAAGCCUUAGUACCAGAUUUAGCGAUGGUACCCAAGUUCUUCACCAACUCAGCUUUGGUCAUACCAAUACCGGAAUCUCUGAUCUCAAGAACCUUCUGUUCUGGUUUUGGUGUAAUUCUGAUGAAAAGCUCUGGCUCUGCCUCAAGGACAGAUGGGUCGGAGAGAGCUUGGUAUCUGAUUUUGUCCAGGGCGUCCGAAGCGUUAGAGAUCAAUUCUCUGAGGAAGAUUUCCUUGUUCGAGUAAACGGUGUUAAUGAACAAGGACAUCAACUGAGAGAUCUCAGCUUGGAACUCAUAAGAUUCACUUUUCGUCGACAUAGUGCCUAA